Molecule: messenger RNA, 1707 nt
Organism: Aspergillus wentii DTO 134E9
Lineage: Eukaryota; Fungi; Ascomycota; Eurotiomycetes; Eurotiales; Aspergillaceae
Product: MFS transporter
Exons: 4
Coding region: 1-1707 (568 amino acids)
Biological process (GO): transmembrane transport
Molecular function (GO): transmembrane transporter activity
Source: RefSeq, a predicted model, not a curated record
AUGAGCUCCGAGAAUUGGGAGUCUAUCGACGCCCCCAGCGCCAGCUUCAGCGAUCUGUCCAUCAGCCGAUCAUCCGACGAUGUCCGUGGCGUGCACCAUUCGACUCCAAUCAGUCGGCGACCAACAGCCGUCGAGGUGUCACGCAUUGAAACCUAUCGCUUGCAGCAUCGAACAACAGUGGGAUCGGGUAUAGGACCAGCGCCAAAGGAAACGUGGUUACCGUUUGGAGGAGAAAAGGAUUAUCCCCCUUUGCUUCCCGACCCGGAUAUCUAUGUUGUGGAAUUUACUGGAGAGGAUGAUCCAUAUCAUCCCCAUAACUGGCCUACUUCGAAGAAGGUCCUUCUUUCCACCAUCCUGGCCUAUGUCACCUUCGUUUCUUCGUUCGCGAGUGCCAUCUUUUCCUCCACCGUCGGAGCCAUAAGCACCCAAUUCGGCAUUAGUACUGAAGUCUCGACACUCGGAGUCACCCUUUACGUGCUUGGAUUUUCAGCAGGUCCAACAAUCUGGGCCCCUGCCUCGGAGUUGUCCGGUCGGCGAUGGCCUCUGACAGUGGGAAUAUUCGGAUACAGUAUCUUCACAAUCGGCACUGCCACGGCCAAAGAUGUUCAGACGAUUAUGCUGACCCGAUUCUUUGCGGGUUUAUUUGCUGCAGCUCCGUUGGCGAUCGUACCAGCUAUCUUUGCAGAUAUCUAUGACAAUUCUCACCGAGGUAUCGCGAUAGCAAUGUUUGCGAUGGCGGUGUUUGUAGGACCAUUCGCCUCGCCUUUCACCGGAGGGUUUAUCACAAUGAGUUACCUAGGAUGGCGAUGGACGAUGUAUAUUUCUGCCAUUAUGGGAUUCUUGGGAUUUGCUUUACUCAUUUUGUUUUUCAAGGAGACAUAUGCCCCUGUCGUGCUGAUGGAGAAAGCGGCUACUCUUCGUCGCCAAACACACAACUGGGGCAUUCAUGCAAAGCAGGAUGAAGUUGAGUUGGACAUUAAGGACCUAUUGACGAACAACUUCAGUCGACCCUUCCGCAUGCUUUUCACUGAACCCAUUGUCUUUUUGGUGACGCUGUACAUGUCAUUCAUCUAUGGACUUAUGUACGCGUUGUUGGCUGCUUAUCCGGUGGUGUUUCAAGGCAUUCACGGGAUGAAUCUCGGAGUAGGCAGCUUGCCAUUUAUUGGAUUGAUUAUUGGCGAGCUUUUGGGAGGUACAUUUGCGCUCCUGGGGCAAGGAUCUUAUAGAAAGAAACUAGUUGCGAACAACAACAUUCCAGUUGCUGAAUGGCGACUAGGACCGGCAAUAGUUGGAGGGAUCGCCUUUACUCUCGGUCUUUUCUGGUAUGGCUGGACGGGAUUUACAAAAUCCAUCCACUGGAUGGCACCGACAGCCUCAGGGAUCCUUGUUGGAUUUGGUAUCUAUACUAUCUUCCUACAGUGCUUCAACUACUUGAUCGAUUCAUAUCUUAUGUUCGCUGCCUCGGUGUUCGCCGCAAAUACUAUCUUACGUUCGGCCGUUGGCGCCUGUUUCCCCUUGUUCUCGAAACAGAUGUUUCAGAAUCUUGGAGUCCAGUGGGCAGGGACUCUGCUGGGCUGUCUGGCAGCCAUAAUGAUCCCUAUCCCAUUGGGAUUUAUUGUAUUUGGUCCGAGACUGAGACGGAAGAGUAAAUUUGCCCCGACGCUUGAAAAUCCAGUCAGAGAGAAGCCACCGUCUGAGGGUGCUUGA